Lytechinus variegatus (green sea urchin) is the source of this 2654-nucleotide messenger RNA. It is a transcript of the gene crls1, whose product is annotated as probable cardiolipin synthase (CMP-forming). Gene Ontology annotation, molecular function: cardiolipin synthase activity. Gene Ontology annotation, biological process: cardiolipin biosynthetic process. Bases 337 to 1290 code for a protein of 317 amino acids. Gene Ontology annotation, cellular component: membrane; mitochondrion. The record is from RefSeq and is a predicted model, not a curated record. Lineage: Eukaryota; Metazoa; Echinodermata; Echinoidea; Temnopleuroida; Toxopneustidae. The transcript has 7 exons.
GAACGAGCUUCUGUUGAAUUCAACAUGGCAGCUUGCACAUCCGUGCGAAAAAUAGAUUUUACCAUUCUCUCUUCAUGUAUUAAUUGUCUUUAAAACAUAUAAAAUCUUUAUUCGGGUUUUUAUUUGUGUAUUUGUUAUCAUCCCCUAUGUACCUCCAAUAUUUGAAUUGAAAACAAAUCCUGAUUAGCGAGAUUAGGCUCUUUCUCAGGACACACUGCAUGCUCUGCCUGGCUGGACCUGCUGCAAGAGAUUCAUCGCCGCCCGGACCAUCCCGAUCGAUCCCCAGCCUUGGGCCCAUGGGCAUUCGCUCAGCUCCGAUGGAAAUAGCAGAAGAUCAUGUCUUUCAUGAGGCUACUGUCAUUUAAGCGAUUACCACUGCAGCGAGUCACUCCUUGGGUUGCAGUGACCGACUGGGAUCAACUUCAGAGACAAAGUUACCUUGUAUCAGCUAGACCAUGUCUUUGUUUCUUCUCAAACACAACUCAUCCUAGCAAUGAUAAGCCAAAGACAAGAUGUCGUAGGCAGCGAGAAGAAGCAUUUCAAGUGAAGCUUGGCUAUGCAUUACUCAAGCAGGGUGGAGUAAAUCUACUGCGACAGGCCAAGAAGAAGGGGGCCAAUGAUUUCGAAGAGACAAAGAAGAAAGUUCAAGAGCAGGUUGAAAAGAGCAAGAUUAAAGUAAAGGAAUUGAGAGAGAACAUUUUCACGAUCCCAAACUUGCUGACGACGAUGCGGCUAGCUCUGUCUCCUUACAUUGGUUACCUUGUGAUCAAUGAGCAGUAUUUACUCGGAUCUUCACUCUUUCUUCUCGCUGGGCUAUCUGAUCUGCUAGAUGGGUGGAUAGCAAGGAAUUUUGAAAAUCAGCAAUCCGUACUUGGUUCAAUAAUUGAUCCUCUGGCUGAUAAAUGUCUCAUCAGUAUUCUCACUGUCAGCUUGACCUAUAGUGACCUUAUUCCAUUACCCCUGACGGCUCUAAUUAUCCUGAGGGAUAUAGGUCUCAUGUCUGCUGCCUUUUACCUACGCUAUCAAUCCUUACCACCUCCAAUUACAUUAAGAAGGUACUUUGAUCUCACUCAUGCUACUGUACAGAUGAAGCCUACAUUUAUAAGUAAGGUUAAUACUGCAGUCCAGUUAUCUCUUGUUGGAUUCACUCUCGUUGCCCCUGUCUUUGCCUUCACAGAUCAUCCAUUUCUUCAUGGUUUAUGGUAUGUGACGGCCUCUACUACAGUAUUAUCUGGUCUGAGUUAUUGCUUCUCUCGAGAUGUCUUCAAAUACUUAAACAGGAAUAGAUGAUGAACCCUGUGCAGCACCUUUGAAUACAUCCCCUGAAUAGCAUUGUGAGAGGUAGGUUUCUUCCGCAAGAAAUUGAUCCAUGUUGUGCUGCACUCCCAGGUUAGGCAAAGGGGUACCUGGCAUGACUAAUUCCUUGAAAGCAUCAAACGCUUUCAGCAGCUGGUGCUAAAGCCGGGGUAAUAUAUAGUAUGCCAUUGAAUAGGCAACUUGAUAAUCGGCACCUCGUAAAUGCCAUAUAUUACUUUCAUUUACUGUACAAAGCAGCAGAUGUAAUCCAGAAUCAAGAAGAAAUUAGACAACAGGUGAAUUAAGGGAGGACUUGCCUUGGAACACUCUCUCACUUAAUUUUUGAGCAGUGUCACACCAGUGUAAAGUACUUCCCAUGCAUGUGAACAUGGUAAAUUGAAAAGAUUUGAUCAGCUCAAUUUUAUUCAUGAAGGUAGGUUUGCAUCACCUGCUGUUAUUGCUUUAAAUAAAACAUUUACCAACAGAAGUACUCCAAAAUUGAAAAGAAAGUCAUUUAGAAAAAAAAAAUUAAGGGGGGGGGGUUAAUGUACAUUAUUGGCUUACAAUUAUCAUUGACUCUACAUUGGAGCAGAGUCACAAAAAUGAAAUGAUACUUAAACAGAAAUGGAUGGACAAGUUGUGUCCUGCAUCAUACAUUUUCAUACUGGGACCAGCGACACUAAGGCUUGCGAUGGACAACAAAUAUGAAAGAACACACCCGUGUGGUUCCUGGUCAGUGUUUGAACAAAAAUGUGCAUGUAAUAUUUAUCUUGAAUUCUUGAUUGAACCUUUUUAUCAUGAAGCCCGGGAGUAGUACAUCUCUGUUUUGAAUAAAUCGUAUAUAGCAACAAAGGUGACUGUAAAUACAGCAGCAAGUAGAUGAAAGUUUAAAUGAGUAUAUACCUGUCGGUGCUUGGAACAGAAUCAUUAUUGGUCUAUCCGGUAUAUGACAAUGUAUGUUUGCAGAUAUGGUAUUCAUUCAAGAUUGAAAAGAAUUUUGUGUAUGAUGUGGACAAUGCCUGUUUAUAUACAAAGUGAAUUAUGUCCUGCUUACAGCCAGUGAAAUAAAUAUACUCAAGAUCAAAUAAAAUAACUGUAAAAUUCUUUGUUUAUGGAGUUUUUCUUUAUUUGAUUUUGAAUAUAUAUGUAUUUAUAUCAUUUUUAUGUCUAUAUUAUAUGUCCUCAACAUUCAGUUGGUUUAUUUGCUUUGUACUAAAGGCAUGCCAUCUUGUUUAUCUAGUUGCAAGUAGCAUGCUGCAAAUAUAGAAAUUCUAUGCAUUUCUGUUUGCUCAACCCAUUUAUGAAGUUUGUUAAAUAUUACAUUUCCGGCAGGAAUCUUGAAAGAAAUCGUUUCUCCA